Molecule: messenger RNA, 2621 nt
Organism: Nycticebus coucang (slow loris)
Lineage: Eukaryota; Metazoa; Chordata; Mammalia; Primates; Lorisidae
Product: ferritin heavy chain-like
Exons: 1
Coding region: 1909-2139 (76 amino acids)
Biological process (GO): iron ion transport; intracellular iron ion homeostasis
Cellular component (GO): cytoplasm
Molecular function (GO): ferric iron binding; ferrous iron binding
Source: RefSeq, a predicted model, not a curated record
UUUUCUUUUCUUUCUUUUUUUUUAAAUCAUUUUUCCCUUUUUGCUCUUCAAUCUUCUCAUCCUUCUGGUCCUGUGCCAAAAGAACUCAUCAAAACCUUAGGCCAGUGGCACAGUAAAUUAAAGAGCAAAAGUAAGUGAAAGGAAAAUUAGAGCAAGGAAACAGAUAAAAGAAUACACUCAUAAAGAAGAAUCAGCAGAAAAAUCCUGGCAAUAUGAAAAACCAGUCCAGAAAAAACCCCCCAAGGGACCGUGAGGUAGCUACUACAGAAGACAGAAAGAGAAUUUAAAAUACAGAUGAUGAAAACAAUGAAGGAAAUUGCUGAGAAAGUGGAAAAUAACCAAAAGGAAAUCCAAAAACAGAAUCAAAUAAGAGAUGAACGAUAUGAAGAAUAUAGAAAGGGUAUAGCAGAGCUGAAGGAAUUAAAGAAGUCAAUUAGGGAACUUAAAGAUGCAAUAGGAAGUGUUAAUAACAGAUAGAACAUGCAGAACAAAGAAUCUCAGAGAUAGAGGACAAAGCCCUUAUAAUAACUCAGAUAGUUAAAGAGGAAGAAAAGAAGAGAGAGAAGGCAGAACGUUCACUGACAGAAUUAUGUAACUUUAUGAAGCAUUCAAAUAUAUGAGUUAUAGGUAUCCCAGAAGGGGAGGAAUGCCCCAGAGGAAUGGAAGCCAUACUAGAGAAUAUUAUAAAUGAAAAUUUCCCAAAUAUCACCAAAGAUUCUGACACACUGCUUUCAGAGGGAUAUUGGACCCCAGGUCACCUCAACUCAAAUAGAGCUUCUCCAAGACACAUUGUGAUGAACCUGUCUAAAGUCAAGACAAAAGAAAAGAUUUUGCAAGCUGCUAGGAGUAAGUGUCAACUGACCUACAGGGGCAAAUCCAUCAGGGUGACUGGAGACAUCUCUAAUGAAACUUUUCAAGCCAGAAGACAAUGGUCAUCUACCUUUAAUCUACUUAAACAGAACAAUUUCCAGCCAAGAAUUCUAUAUCCCACUAAGCUAAGCUUUAAAAUUGAUGGAGAAAUCAAAUCAUUUACUGAUAUGCAAACAUUGAGGAAAUUUGCCACAACAAGAUAAGCUGUACAGGAAAUACUUCAACCUGUUCUACACAUUUACCAUCACAAUGGACUACCAGCAAAGUAAGCACCUGGAAAUUAAAGGACAGAACCUAGCUUCCACAAUGAUGCAAAAGACAAAACUAAGCAAUGGACUUUCACAAAAUAAGAUGAAUAGAAUGCUACCAUACUUAUCAAUUAUCUCAAUAAAUGUUAAUGGCUUGAAUUCCCCUUCGAAGAGGCAUAGAUUGGCUGAUUGGAUUAAAAACACAAGCCAUCCAUUUGCUGUCUGCAGGAAACACACCUAGCCUCAAAACAAAUUAAACCUCAGAGUUAAGAGUUGGAAGACAAUUUUUCAGGCAAAUGGAAUCCAGAAGAAAAGAGGGGUUGCAAUCUUAUUUUCAGAUACAUGUGGAUUUAAAGCAACUAAAGUCAAAAAAGACAAAGAUGGUCACUUCAUAUUGGUCAAGGGAAAAAUACAAGAAGACAUUUUAAUUCUAAAUAUUUAUGCACCCAACUUAAAUGCUCCCAGAUUCUUGAAACAGAACUUAUUUAGUCUGAGCAAUAUGAUAUCCUAUAAUUAAUAAAAGGGGACUUCAACACUCCUCUCACAGAGCUGGACAGAUCCUCUAAACAGAAAUUAAACAAAUAUAUAAGGGAUUUUAGACGUUCUUCACCAAGAGUCGCCAUGGUUUCCUGCUUCAACAGUGCUUGGACGGAAUAAGUGCUCGACCCCCAUCCCAGCUGGCCACUCACAGCCAGCCUUCCAAUACCUCCUCACCGCGCCCUUGGACCAUCCCAAGGCCCCCGCUGCCGCUCCAGCGCCGCGCAGCCGCUGCUUCUCCUCAGCCGCUGCCAUGACGACCGCAUCACCCUCGCAGGUGCACCAGAACUACCACCAGGACUCGGAGGCCACCAUCAACCGCCAGAUCAACCUGGAGCUCUACGCCUCCUAUGUCUACCUGUCCAUGUCUUACUACAUUGACCGCAAUGAUGUGGCUUUGAAGAAUUUUGCCAAAUACUUUCUUCACCAAUCUCAUGAGGAGAGGGAACAUGCUGAGAAACUGAUGAAGCUGCAGAAUCAAUGAGGUGGCUGAAUCUUCCUUCAGGAUAUCAAAAAACCAGACUGUGAUGACUGGGAGAGCGGGCUGGAUGCGAUGGAGUGCGUGUUACACUUGGAAAAAAUUGUGAAUCAGUCACUACUGGAACUGCACAAACUGGCCACUGACAAAAAUGACCCUCACUUGUGUGACUUCAUUGAGACACAUUACCUGAAUGAACAGGUGAAAUCCAUUAAAGAACUGGGUGACCACGUAACCAACCUGCGCAAGAUGGGAGCCCCUGAAUCUGGCAUGGCAGAGUAUCUCUUUGACAAGCACACCCUGGGAGACAGUGAUAAUGAGAACUAAGCCUUAGGCUAACUUCCCCAUAGUCACGGGAUGACUUCUGUGAUCACCAAGGCAGUGCAUGCAUGUCAGGGUUUCCUUUACCUUUUCUAUAAGUUGUACCAAAACAUACACUUAAGUUCUUUCAUUUGUACCAUUCCUUCAAAUAAAGAAAUUUGGUACCC